CGGGUAGGUAUUGUUUCCUGCUAUGGCCCGGAUAACAACAAGAUGGCGGCGGCCAUGAAGUGGAAGAAAAUCACGAAUUCUACGGGCCCAGUGCCCCGGCCACGGCAUGGGCAUCGUGCGGUGGCUAUCAGGGAACUCAUGGUUGUAUUUGGUGGUGGAAAUGAGGGGAUUGUGGACGAACUUCACGUGUAUAAUACAGCUACUAAUCAGUGGUUUGUGCCGGCCGUGAGAGGCGAUAUUCCGCCAGGCUGCGCUGCGUAUGGAUUUAUUUGCGACGGAACGCGGCUGAUUCUUUUUGGAGGGAUGGUUGAAUACGGGAGGUAUUCAAAUGAGAUGUAUGAACUACAAGCAAGUAGGUGGGAAUGGAAGAAACUCAAGCCCAAGCCGCCCAAGACUGCUGGGGUUCCGCCACCUUGUCCACGGCUUGGACACAGUUUUACACUGAUAGGCCAUAAAGCUUAUCUUUUUGCUGGCUUGGCAAAUGACAGUGAUGACCCCAAGAACAACAUUCCAAGAUACCUGAAUGACUUGUACAUUAUUGAUGUGAGACCAAACAGUUCCUUGCACUGGGAAUGUCCUCAGACAUUUGGCACUAUCCCCUCUCCCAGGGAGUCCCACACUUGUGUUGCGCACACUCAUAGUGACGGCAAAAAGGCCAGACUGAUUGUAUAUGGUGGGAUGAGCGGAUGUCGCCUGGGGGAUCUUUAUCAACUCGAUAUAGACUCUAUGGUCUGGUCCAAGCCUACAGUUAAAGGAGCAGUUCCUCUUCCCAGAAGCCUCCACUCUGCCACCACAUGUGGCUCAAAGAUGUAUGUGUUUGGCGGCUGGGUGCCUUUGGUCAUUGAUGACGUAAAGGGGACACAGCAUGAGAAAGAAUGGAAGUGUACAAACUCUUUGGCAUGUCUAAACAUGGAUACCAUGACAUGGGAGAAUAUCACAGUGGAUCAGUAUGAUGAGUCCAUUCCUAGAGCAAGAGCUGGACAUUGUUCUGUUUCUAUGAGCACAAGAUUGUACAUCUGGAGUGGUCGCGACGGUUAUAGAAAAGCUUGGAAUAAUCAGGUUUGCUGCAAGGAUUUGUGGUUCCUUGAGACAGAGAAACCACCAGCCCCUAGCCGUGUGCAGUUAGUGAGGGCUAGUACUACUACGUUGGAGGUGUGCUGGGGAUCUGUUAGCACAGCUGAUGCUUACAUACUACAGCUUCAGAAGUAUGAGCUCCCGCCUGCUCCAUCUCCUACACAGCCCCUAACACCCCAAGCGUCUAUGAAGCAGCCAAUUGCUGCUGGCAGCCCCACACCCUUAAAGGGUAGCUCCAUACCCCCGAGCCCAAACAGAAGCCCAGCAGCCAGCCCUGCGCCGAGUCCCUCUGCAGUUAAACCAUUCCAUCCUGUGUCUUCUGCGCCAAGUGCCAUCAAGUUCCCAGCAAAACCUAAUGUCCCUGCACCAGGAACUAUCAUGCCUGCUCCUGUUUCACACCCUGUGGCUUCACCCAAAGUGGCACAAAGUCCUGUAAGGACUGUUCAGGUCCCAGGAAAACCUACACCAUCAGUAACAACAACAUUAGCUAAUCAAUCAAAACCCUUGGUGAUAACGACAGCAGCAGCAUCACUACAUCAAACCAAACUGGUGAUUGCUAGUGGGACAGGGACCUCUCCUGUUAAACAGAUGGUACAAGCACAUGCUCUUAUCCAAGGACAGCAAACUGGCAUGCCUCAGGGCCUUACCCUAAUACGUACCCCCAUGCAGCUACCACCAGGUGUGCAGGCAACCAUGAUUACCAAUGCACAAGGUGUACCGGUGAUGAGACUGCAAGGUCCUGGUCUUGGCGCUAACAGCCCUCUCACCAUUGUCACGUCUCAAAUUGGUGGAACAGCUGGUACCACUAUAUUGCGGUUUGCCACCCCAACUAGCGGGGCGACCUCCAGUAGUGGGCCCACUGUGGUUAAGCUCCCAGCACAGACUAUUGCCUCCUCUCUGCCAUCCACGUUGGUCAAGGUUCUCCCCAGUGCAACAGCAGCCACAGCUCAAGCUGGCACCCAGAAAGGAAUUGUUGUAACCCAGGGUGUGACAUCUGCAGCAUCAAUGCUUGCCCAAGUACCAGUUACCAUCUCCAUGACAAAGGCACCUGGUGUUGUGCAGACAUCAGCUGCUUCCAGUGAACCAACCCUUGUCAGACAACCAAUACCUGUUUCUUUACCAGCAAACCUCCCUCCAGGCACUCAAAUCAAGGUACUGGGACCGCAAGGCCAGAUAACAGCAGUCGGACAGGGUGGCAUUCCUGUCCAGAUUGCCCUGCAGAAUAUGAGAUCCCAGCUCCCCCCUGGUGUCCAAGUGCAGCAAGGAAAAUCUGGCUCCCCUACAGUCCUUCAACUCCCUCUGUCUGCGGCUUCUCUAAAGGCUGCAGUGGCGGGAACAAAAGCCCCAACCACGCAGUCACUAACCCCAACUCUUGCCCAAGCUACGUCAGCCUCCACUCCCACUAAGGUUGUGUUUGUCACUAAGGCAGGGGCUGGCGGCCCUCAGCCUGCCUCUGCUGGCAAGCAGUUUGGUUUGACUGUUGUGACCCAGCUUGAGACCAAACCUAAAGCUGUGACCACAAGUCAGAAGCCAGCUCUUCAAGUUCAAACAACAGUCACAGGGCCUAACCCACAGGGUGUUGUAGCAUCUGUUGUAAGCUCUGUAGUUCCCAGUGCAAAACCAGCCACAGCAAGCAGUGCAGUAGUCUCACCAACCCCUGUCGCUGGUAUUAGCAGUGCUGCAAGUCUGGUCAAACAACUCAUAGCCACAGUGAACACACAGGCAGGGGCAACGGUAAGGGCGAUCCCAGCGACAGUUACCAUUGCUGGUAGCAGUCCUAUCUCAGGUGCCAGCACCACGCAGCUGUCUUUGAGCUCCACUCCAGUUCCCACCACUGCCGUCACGUCCACCCUUAUUGCAACGUUACAAAGUCCAACUCCUCAGACUACCACAGUGGCAACCCCAAGAACUGUUAUCUCGGCACUGCCUUCUCCCACUGUUGUACCAACGGUCCCACCAGCCAAGCCUGUACCUACACCUGUGGUCUCAUCCCUCACAACCCCUCUUGUGUCGGCUACAGUGCUUAAUGCCAGUCAGGCGCAGACCAGGGUGGCCACAAGUGUUGCAGCACCAACCUCGGCACAAUAUUCAGCAGUUACAAGCAGUAGUCCCAGAGGACAGGGUGUGGCUGGAGCCAUUCAGACUAGUACCCCCCUUAGUACCCUGUCAAAUGUUGCAACAUCAGUCACCGGACAGGCAACAGUCUCCUAUAAUGGUGGCAGUCCUUUGCUAAAGACCUCAAAGCCCACAGUUGUAACAUCACAGAAGGGAGGGCGUCAGAGGCCAGCACCAGGUAGAAAGCCACAGCAACCAAGCAUCUGGUAUGAUGUUGGCAUUGUCAAGACCACCUCCAUGCUGGUCACGCACUACCACCUUGCAUCAGAGAAUACUAACAAAGAGCCGGAGAUUGAUGUCGUCAGUACAGAACAGACCUCGACAAAACGCCUGGAGCUUCAACCUGGCACAGCCUACAAGUUCCGUGUGGCAGCCAUUAAUGUGUGUGGGAGAGGACCCUUCAGUGAUGUGUCUGCUUUCAAGACAUGUCUACCAGGCUUUCCUGGAGCACCAUCAGCUAUAAAGAUCAGCAAGAAUACAGAGGGAGCGCACCUGUCAUGGGAAGCACCGUCCAAUGCAUCAGGGAAUGUCACCGAGUACUCUGUCUACCUCGCCAUUCGCAGCCAGGCAGCAGGCCAUGAUAUCAAGGACGUAGCUGCCUUGAGCAACCCACCCAAUGCGCCUGUGCAACUAGCAUUUGUGCGUGUCUACUGCGGAGCACAGCCCACGUGCACUGUGUCUCUGGCUACUCUACAAAGCGCCCACAUUGACUACUCGACUAAAGCAGCUAUCAUUUUCAGAAUUGCUGCUAAGAAUGACAAAGGAUACGGUCCUGCUACACAAGUGAGAUGGCUUCAAGACCCUCGGGACCUGAAGGAUGGACAGCUUGUUGUUAAACAAGCAGCAAAGCGUGCUGCAACUGAUAAGUCUGCUGAUGCCAAGAAGCCGAAGAAAGAGAAAGCAAAAAAAGAGAAAGAGCCUGAAAAAGAUAAAACAAACAUGGAAGUUCCACCAAAAGAAAAAGCAACACUAAACACAGAAAAGACAGACUCGACCCCAGUUGAGACACUUCCUCCUCCCCCAUCCAAUAGCUAGUAAUUGUGGCUUAGCCAUGCAGUAAAGAUUUUAAAAUAACCUGGGCAGCUGGCAAUUCGGAGAUAUUUUAUAGCUUAGAUUGCAAAGUAUGAUCUAACAGUAAACAAACAAAUAUACUUACAAUUUUGUUUUGCUUGAAAAUAAAUAAGAUUUUAUAGCCACUUCCCCAUUUCGCUGCUAACACACAUAUCUGCCAUUCCCAAAAACUCCAAAAAUGAGAUUGACAUCUCAUCAAUAUACAUCAAUUGUAUUGGUAAGUUGUGAGAAGUUUACCUCGGAGGUAUGCAUUAAAUAUAUGGAAAAGUUCCACUUUUUGGGCGAGAUAAAUGCUGAAAACUCCUGGUUUUCAGACUUCAAGCUAAACUGGGAGAGUUGGCAGGUAUGAUAUAUUUUCCUUGUAAAAAAAUACGAAAUGCUAGCUUUGACAGGUUAUAUUGAGAGCUUAAAGUGACCUUGUGGUUGAAUGUACAGUUGUGAGAUAGCUAUAUAAGCAACCUAUUUUAUCUAUUAUUUUGUGGGAACAAGUUUUGGUUGAUCGGAAACCCUUUUAGAGCAAGAAUAGUAACCUAAUAUAUUACUAAUGCAAGAGCCAAGCCUCAAUCUGUGGCUGCAUGAGUAUAGCUUUUGUUUUCCUAUGUAUAGAAACAGUGUGUUUUCUUGAUUUUUCUUGUGCACUUUUUUAAGUGAAAAGAAAGUGCUGUUCCCCUUGAGCCACACUGUGCAGUGAUAAAAGCAAGCAUUCCAAUCUAAACUCUCAUCUGACUUUUUAUACCCUGUAAGUAUGUCUUUUUUUAGAUGUAGAAAGUCAUGAAUAUCUGUUAAGUGUGAAGGUCAUAUUUCCAUAUUCCCAACCUGAUAUACUAUACAAAUAACUGUAGAAUACUGUGGCAUUACAAAAUUCUCCCUUGUCCUAUCCUUCCAUGAGCAGUCGCAAUACACUUCCACCAAGUUUCAAACAUUUUCACCAAUAAAUGGCUUGUUCUCUCGUGGUUUAUAGCAUAUUUUGAAGUUUAAGUAUAAUUUUAGUCUGAAAAUGACAGGACCUUGUUUGUACACAAGGUUCAAAACCUUGUAGAUAGGAGAGGAGUAUGUUGAUCAUUAAACAGCAUUUUACAGAA
Nematostella vectensis (starlet sea anemone) is the source of this 5342-nucleotide messenger RNA. RefSeq names its product host cell factor 2. The record is from RefSeq and is a predicted model, not a curated record. Gene Ontology annotation, molecular function: transcription coactivator activity; protein binding. The transcript is spliced from 17 exons. NCBI's taxonomy places the organism in Eukaryota, Metazoa, Cnidaria, Anthozoa, Actiniaria, Edwardsiidae. Gene Ontology annotation, biological process: chromatin remodeling; regulation of DNA-templated transcription. Gene Ontology annotation, cellular component: histone methyltransferase complex. Bases 43 to 4224 code for a protein of 1393 amino acids.